This is a messenger RNA of Dovyalis caffra, 1323 nucleotides long. The record is from the annotation of a GenBank genome assembly. Lineage: Eukaryota; Viridiplantae; Streptophyta; Magnoliopsida; Malpighiales; Salicaceae.
AUGGCCCAAGAUAAGCAAAGCUUGACUGAAACAUCAGAUUCUGGCAACCACAUUUCCAUUUUCAAGAAAAACAAGAGACUUUUCUUAGCCAUUUUUGCUACUUUAUUGCUAGUUGCCACUAUAGUUGCCGUUGUCACUGGUGUUAAUUCGCACAAGAAUAGCAAAAAUGAAGGUACUCAUGCCAUCCUCAAAUCUUCAUGCAGCUCCACACUAUAUCCUGAAUUAUGCUACUCAGCUAUUGCCACUGUCCCUGGAGCCACUAGCAAUUUAGCUAGCCAAAAAGACGUUAUUGAACUUUCCAUAAACCUCACUACCAAAGUUGUUCAACACAAUUUUUUCACUGUAGAGAAGCUCAUAGCCACCAGGAAACUCACCAAAAGAGAAAAGACUGCUCUCCAUGAUUGUUUGGAGACUAUAGAUGAGACUCUUGAUGAGUUACACGAGGCUUUAGUAGAUCUCAAUGAGUACCCAAACAAGAAAUCUCUUAAACAACAUGCAGAUGACCUCAAAACCCUGUUGAGUUCUGCCAUAACCAACCAAGAAACAUGCUUGGAUGGUUUCUCUCAUGAAGAUGCAGAUAAAAAGGUGCGAGAAGCUUUGUUGAAGGGUGAAAGUCAUGUCGAAAAGAUGUGUAGUAAUGUAUUGGCAAUGAUCAAGAACAUGACAGACACUGACAUUGCCAAUGAGCUCAAGACCACGAACAGGAAGCUCAAGGAGGAGAAAGAUGGUGAUGAAAGUGUGUGGCCGGAGUGGAUGUCAGUCGCAGACAGGAGGCUGUUGCAGUCAUCAUCCGUGACUCCAAAUGUGGUGGUGGCGGCUGAUGGAAGUGGGAAUUAUAAGACGGUAUCAGCUGCAGUUGCUGCUGCGCCACAGAAAAGCAGCAAGCGGUACAUAAUUCGAAUCAAGGCCGGCGUUUACAGGGAAAAUGUGGAAGUACCGAAGAAUCUGCAUAACAUAAUGUUUCUGGGAGAUGGAAGAAAAACAACUAUCAUUACAGGAAGUAGGAAUGUGGUUGAUGGUAGCACAACCUUCAACUCUGCCACAGUUGGUAAUAAUGCGUCACCUCACUUUCUCUAUAUCUUUUUCCACACACAUCCAUACACAUAUCCGAAGAUGGGGUCCAUUGUUGCUAAAUUUAGGGAAGGAACGCGAACCUUCGUCAUUAUUGAUGCAGAUUUGGUUGAGAGCAUGCAUUUUCAACAUGACAUGACCAUAAAAGUUUUCCCCAAUUCCCACGACACAGCUAUAGUUCUGGGGGUGGGUGGGAUUAUGCAUUUUGGAAGAGCCUCAUUUUCGCUGACUGUGAUUGAUUUUGCUGCAUAA